AUGGUGCAACCAAAGUCCCAGAAGAACGUUGGUCUGGGCAAUGCCCUGAUGCACGACCGCUUCGGCAAGGGCAAGGGCAAGGACCGCCGACGAGGAACCAACGCGGUGACGCGCGUGAACCAUACAACAGGCGAGGAAUACAUUACAAAUGAACGCGAGGAGGCGAGCUGGGUCAAAAUGCGCAGUGUCACAGAGCAAGGCGCGCUGGAUGAGUUCCUGGCGACCGCUGAGCUGGCCGGCACCGACUUCACAGCCGAGAAAAUGAACAACGUCAAGAUCAUCCAUACCGACCAGAAGAACCCGUACCUGCUUUCAGCCACGGAGGAGCGUAAGACGCUCAAGAAGCACAAGGAAAACAGGGAAAAGUUGACGGUCCCAAGGCGGCCGAAGUGGGAUGAGAAUACCACGCCUGAAGAGCUAGACGCACUGGAGAGGGAGAGCUUCCUGAACUGGAGAAGAGGUCUGGCUGAGUUGCAGGAGAACAAUGACCUUCUCAUGACACCUUUUGAGCGGAACUUGGAGGUGUGGAGGCAGCUUUGGCGUGUCAUUGAGAGGUCAGAACUCGUGGUGCAAAUCGUCGAUGCCCGCAACCCUCUUAUGUUCCGUUCCGAGGAUUUGGAGCACUACGUCAAGGAUGUGGAUCAGCGGAAAGAGAAUCUGCUACUCAUCAACAAGGCGGAUAUGAUGACCUACAAGCAACGAAAGGCGUGGGCGAAUUAUCUGAAAGGCGCCAAGAUCGCGUACAGAUUCUUCUCAGCACAAUUGGCCAAGGAAUACAAUGAGUUAAGAGAAGAAGAUGAAGGGGAAGAAGAAGAUGAAGAAGAGGACGAUCAGGCACCGCCAAGUAGUUCGCGAGCUGCGGAGGAUGAGGCAGAAGAGGAAGACGGAGACGUGGAUAAAGCAGCCCAAGACGGGGAUGCUCCAGUAUCCGAAGAGGAUGACGAGGAUACUAGGAUCAUGACGGUGGAGGAACUGGAAAGCAUAUUCUUGCAGCAUGCACCCGCCAACUCCUCGGCAGAUCACAAAAUCACCAUUGGACUUGUCGGCUACCCCAACGUUGGUAAAUCAUCGACGAUCAACGCCCUCGUCGGAGCCAAAAAGGUCUCGGUCUCAUCUACACCAGGAAAGACCAAGCACUUUCAGACGAUACACCUCAGCGACAGGGUUGUGCUAUGUGACUGUCCCGGUCUUGUCUUCCCCAACUUUGCCACCACAAAGGCAGAGCUGGUGUGCAAUGGCGUCCUGCCUAUCGAUCAGCUGCGCGAGUUCACUGGACCAGGAGCCCUGGUCGCCAAGCGGAUUCCCAAGAGCUUUCUGGAAGCUCUUUACGGUAUCACGAUACACAUGCGACCGUUGGAAGAGGGCGGCACCGGUGUGCCUACAUCCCAAGAACUUCUCAGAGCGUACGCUCGCGCAAGAGGUUUUGCCACCACAGGCCAGGGCAACCCAGACGAGUCUCGCGCGGCGCGAUAUAUACUCAAGGACUAUGUCAACGGCAAGCUGCUCUGGGUGGAGCCGCCGCCAGGAGAUAUUGACGCGAAGGAGUUCAACGGCGAGCUGUAUGACCCGUCUCACCUGACUGGGAAGCGGCGGCUUGCACUUGCGGCUGCCAUGGAGGCCAUGUCAGUCGCCGGCGGAGAAGACGAUAGCGAGUUUGGCGAUCUUGACAUGGCCUCGUUGCAACCAGCGGGAGCCAAGUCGAAAACCCUCGACAAGAACUUCUUCGGCCCUGGGAGUGGGAAUGCAGGACAUCUGGGGCGGCCGUUCAGCUACAAGUACACCCAGCAGGGCAAGGUUGCGACUGCUGCGACUGGUGGCAAGCACUUGAGCGGACGCAAGGCUCGUGCGAUGAUCGCGUUGGAGAACGGGCUGGAUCCCAAGGAUGUGCAGCUCAGCAUGUCUGGCAAGAAGCACUUCAAGGGCGGACAAAAGGCAAAGGGCAAGAAACAAACGGAUAAGCUGGAUGACGAUUUCUGA
This is a messenger RNA of Cryphonectria parasitica EP155, 1977 nucleotides long. RefSeq names its product P-loop containing nucleoside triphosphate hydrolase protein. The transcript has a single exon. Gene Ontology annotation, cellular component: cytosol. NCBI's taxonomy places the organism in Eukaryota, Fungi, Ascomycota, Sordariomycetes, Diaporthales, Cryphonectriaceae. The record is from RefSeq and is a predicted model, not a curated record. Gene Ontology annotation, molecular function: GTPase activity; GTP binding. The coding region runs from base 1 to 1977 and encodes 658 amino acids. Gene Ontology annotation, biological process: ribosomal subunit export from nucleus.